AUGACCCCUUUUGACCUACAAUUUCUCAAAAAUGUGAUCUCUCGCAGACUUUUAAAAACGCAGAAGCGGUCCAAAAACCUUAUUACCACGCUCUCGCCGUUCUGCACCAACGAAUGGAACUUCUCUGACGGCAACGUGCGACGCCUUUGGUCCAAGCUCGCUGCCCGCGACCGUAUCCUCUUCCCGUUUGACGUGACCGCCAUUGACUGGGUCGCUUACAUGCGCUCUUCGGCGGUGGGCUUCAAGCGGUUCGUCAUGAAGGAGGAGGUCAACACAGGGCCGCGCCAUGGAUUGUACAUCGUGCAUCGUCUCAGCCAACUCGCCUGUGCGUCCGCCGUGCUUGCGGCGUUGGGGUGCCUGUUGAAGCCUUUCCUCUACCAACUUUGGCCCAGCAGCACCAUCAAUUUCAUCUCAUUCGUUCUAUCCAAACGCUGACUCGCGCGAUGCUCGAGGUGGGUCCUGUGCUGUCUCUUGGGCACGUGCAAGAGGGGUCGUUGCGUUGCCCAUGACCCGCGCCUGUUGUCUUUUCGCGUCCCCGAGGAAUUCCUGCAAAUCCAGCGCUCAGCCAACGCUGACCUCAACCCUCAACAGCAGUUCCUGCGACCAAAUGUAUAAUAAAAAUCAGGAUCUCCCCAUUUACGUCAUUCAUGAUCAUUUUCUCGUUCGUUAUUAAUGAAAAUAAAACGUUUCCACUCUUCUGUA
Frankliniella occidentalis (western flower thrips) is the source of this 702-nucleotide messenger RNA. RefSeq names its product fatty acyl-CoA reductase wat-like. Lineage: Eukaryota; Metazoa; Arthropoda; Insecta; Thysanoptera; Thripidae. Bases 1 to 435 code for a protein of 144 amino acids. The record is from RefSeq and is a predicted model, not a curated record. The transcript is spliced from 3 exons.